Molecule: messenger RNA, 1077 nt
Organism: Protobothrops mucrosquamatus (brown spotted pit viper)
Lineage: Eukaryota; Metazoa; Chordata; Lepidosauria; Squamata; Viperidae
Product: homeobox protein unc-4 homolog
Exons: 1
Biological process (GO): regulation of gene expression
Molecular function (GO): sequence-specific double-stranded DNA binding
Source: RefSeq, a predicted model, not a curated record
GUCUGGUUCCAAAACCGUCGGGCCAAGUGGCGGAAGAAAGAGAACACGAAAAAGGGUCCCGGCCGGCCGGCCCACAACUCGCACCCCACCACCUGCAGCGGGGAGCCCAUGGAUCCCGAGGAGAUCGCGCGCAAGGAGCUGGAGAAGAUGGAGAAGAAGAAGCGCAAGCACGAGAAGAAGCUGCUGAAAGGCCAGGCGCGCGGCCUCCACUCGCCCAGCGGCCUCUCGGUCAACAGCAGCACGCAGAGCUCCGACAGCGACGGCGGGGGAGGCGGCGGGGGCUGCGGCGGCGGCGGCCUCUCCCCGGACCCGCCCGACGGCUGCAAGACGCCCUCCAGCAGCGUCCACCACCACCACCACCACGCGCCCUUGGCCGGCGGUUGCGACCCGGCCGCCGCCGCCGCCUCCUCGGCUUUCUACCCGGGUCGCUGCGUCGCCAAGGACCAGCCGGGGGGCCCGUCAGGAUCGGAGUGCGCGGGCCCCCCGGCGCUGCCCGGCGGCGGCUACCCCAAGCUCAACCCCUUCAGCGUGGAGAGCCUCUUGUCGGACUCCCCGCCGCGGCGGAAAGCGGCGCUGGACUUCUCGCCGGCCCUGGCGCCCUGCGCCCCCGCGGCGCGCACCCUGAUCGGCAAGGGCCACUUUCUGCUCUACCCCAUCACGCAGCCGCUGGGCUUCAUCGUGCCCCAGGCCGCCCUGAAGAGCAACCCGGCCCAGGAGGCGCCCCAGCGGGGCUCCCCGCUCCCUGCCGCCAACCCCAGCCCGGACCCCGCGCCCCCCAAGAGCAGCAGCACGGCCGCCAUCUCCACGCCCGACGGCGGCGGCGGCGGCGGCGCCUCCCUGCCCAGGAAGGUGCUGGCCUCGCCGCUGGCCGCCCCGGGCUCCUCGGCCGCCUCCCCCGCGCCCUACGGCGGCGACCCGGCUUCCCAGGCAGACGGGAGCAGCGGCCCGGGGGCGCCCCCCAAGUCGCCCCCGAAGGAGGCCGCCCACGCCAAAGGCAAUCCGGAUUGCCGCACGACGGAGCGAGACUGUGCAGCGGAGAGCAGCAGUUUAGACUGUGAGGAGGUGGAUAUGGACUAG